ACUAAUGGCAUUUGCUAAAGUGCUCUUCCAAAGCUUCAACAACAUCGCCGAGCUUAGGAGACGAGAAAAGCCCUGCCUGUUCCAACUGUGCGAGUCCUUGUUUCGUUAAGCGAACAUAGUCUACGGGGGCUAAGCCCCCAUCAAAGGCUGCUGAAAUGAUUCACUUCUUCAUCCUUAUGAGCCGCCAGGGCAAGGUGCGGUUAGCUAAAUGGUACUCCACAUACAACAUGAAGGAGCGUGCUCGCGUGGUCAAGGAGAUCACCCCAAUGAUUCUCGCGCGGCCGCUUAAGCUGUGCAACUUCCUUGACUGGAAGAACAUUAAGCUUAUUUACAAGCGGUACGCGAGCCUCUACUUCGUGUGCGGCGUGGACGUGGCAGACAACGAGCUCAUAACCCUGGAGAUUAUCCACGAGUUCGUGGAGGUUCUGGACCGCUACUUCCAGAACGUGUGCGAGCUGGACCUCAUCUUCAACUUCCACAAAGCCUACUACAUACUGGACGAGCUGCUGGUGGCGGGCGAGCUGCAGGAGCCCAGCAAGAAGGCCAUCCACAAACACAUUGCCGACCAGGACCAGAUGGUGGAGGACGCCAAGAACGGCACGCCGCAGGAUGGAGCCCCGCAGAGGGCAUAGCGCCGCCCUGCCUGAGCAGGAGGGAGGAGGGAGCGCGCGGGUGCAGGCGCAGCGCAUGCACGUGGGCGGCACCGGGCGGGGAAGAGCAGGGUGGGCAGGGUGCGGCGCGGCCUGGGGGGGGGGCCAGGGGCGGUGAGCACCGGGGCGCACGGGGCGGUGGGCGGCUGGUGCCGGGCCUGGCGCCCUGCGCUGCCGCCAGCGCGACACGGCGCAGCAGAGCAGCUGGACACGUGGCGCCGCCGCGGUUAUCGGCGGCAGGGCAUUCGAUGGUUGAUGGGCCUGCGGCGGCGGAAGCGGGGCUUGGCGCUGGCCGCGAGGCUACGUCAGUGGAGGAUUGGACAGCUUACGCCGGCCCCCAGGGCGCUGCUGGGGCGGGGGCAGUCGCACCUGUGCGCGCUGCAGGGCCAGGUCGCGGCUGUGGUAGUGUCACAGACAGUGACCUGGCACGGCGCGCGUGCGGCAGAGGGUGGCAAGCUGUCGGGGCUGUGCAGGUCCACCUACCUGCCCGGCGGCCGCCAGUGCGUCACCACCACAAGCCAGCCAGCCUGCCAGCUCCCACAGCUAGGAGGCAAACACUAGAAUACCGGCGGAACGGAGGCGGUGGAGCCAGUACAGCAACCAGACUACAACGGACUCCAGGACAGGUGCCAGCAGCUGCCCCAGCUGCGCUACCGGCCUGGCCGGGAUGACGAGGUCGUCGCUGUCAUCGCCGCUGACCAGGUUAUACACCAGCACCGUGCGAACGCGGUCGCCGUUGCCUGGCAGGAGAGCACGGGACCGAGGCGGGAGUGAGCGAGCGUGGAGCGGUGGGGAGCGACGCAGCCGUCACACAACUCUGGCUCCGCGUCCCGCCGGUUGCUGACUGGACAGCUGUGGUUGUCUCCUCGAGCGGGCUUCAGUCGGGGGCGCUGACAAUCAAUUUUACAGCCCUCUCAAUGCGAAGUCGUGAGUCUUGGACAUCCUGAAUGCGUUCGCUUGUACGUUAGUUGAGGUGCUAACGGCAGAAUGCACCCCGGCGUGGUGUGGGGCCCCCUCGGCUCCAUUAGUCAAGCUGUAACAGUGUGGCUCAAACAGGUGUUCCAGACGGCGGGGCCCCGUAUUCUGUUGUCUUGAGCGUGGUUGAUUGCGCUGACACGCCAGCAUAGCGUUUUGGAAGUGCAGCCAAAGGGAGACAAUGCAAGGGCCUUUGUACGCCCAAAUGCAUGGUUAGGGGGGGUGCGUAUAGAAGCCCGACCCC
Messenger RNA from Chlamydomonas reinhardtii, 1869 nucleotides. RefSeq lists its product as uncharacterized. Gene Ontology annotation, cellular component: AP-1 adaptor complex; intracellular membrane-bounded organelle; membrane coat. The coding region runs from base 156 to 632 and encodes 158 amino acids. Gene Ontology annotation, molecular function: clathrin-cargo adaptor activity. The transcript is spliced from 5 exons. Lineage: Eukaryota; Viridiplantae; Chlorophyta; Chlorophyceae; Chlamydomonadales; Chlamydomonadaceae. Gene Ontology annotation, biological process: vesicle-mediated transport; intracellular protein transport. The record is from RefSeq and is a predicted model, not a curated record.